Ahaetulla prasina is the source of this 1083-nucleotide messenger RNA. Its product is annotated as serpin B11-like. Bases 1 to 1083 code for a protein of 360 amino acids. Gene Ontology annotation, molecular function: serine-type endopeptidase inhibitor activity. The record is from RefSeq and is a predicted model, not a curated record. NCBI's taxonomy places the organism in Eukaryota, Metazoa, Chordata, Lepidosauria, Squamata, Colubridae. The transcript is spliced from 7 exons. Gene Ontology annotation, biological process: negative regulation of endopeptidase activity.
AUGGACGUGCUGGAGAUGGCUUUCCCUGGACCGGGAGUAGAUCAGGAUGUCUUUCAGGCUCUUCACUUCUGGAAAUGGGCUGAAACUGUGACCCCUACAGAUGGGCCUCAUUCUGGGACUGAUUGUGAUAAACCUGGAGGAUUUCACAGCCAGUUCAAGCAAAUCCUAACAGUCCUCAACCAGCAUUCCAAACAUCAUAUGCUGAGGAUAGGCUGCCGGCUAUAUGGAUCAAAUACUUAUGAUUACAUGGAGCGAUACAUACAGUGCACUAAAGAGCUAUACAAUUCGGAAUUGGAAAGAGUUGAUUUUAUGAAUGCAACUGAGGAAGCUAGAGAAAAAAUUAAUUCCUGGGUUGAAAGGCAAACAAAUGGUGAUAUCAAGAAUUUAUUUCGUCCUAACUCCAUUGACCCAUCAACUGCCAUGAUCUUAUUAAAUGCAGCCUCUUUCAAAGGAGAGUGGAAAUCACCGUUUAAUCCAAGAGAUACACACAGAGGAGUCUUUUGGACUUGCAAGGAUCAGAGCAUCUAUGUGGAAAUGAUGACUCAAAGGGGCAGAUUUAACGUAGCUAAUAUAUCGAAUCCACCAAUGCAAGUGCUGGAGCUUCCUUAUGCUAAUAGCGUGUUGUCUAUGUACAUUUUUCUGCCAGCAAAGCACCUAUUUAUAGAUGAGGUUAUAAUGAAUCUCUCUUCCCAAAACUUUCAAGAAUGGACCCGUCCAGAAAAUAUGAGAAUCGUAUCAACUAAAAUUUACCUGCCCAAGUUCGAAGUGCAAAAUGACCAUUCACUGAAAUCUGUAUUUUCAAAAAUGGGGGUGAGGGAUCUGUUUAUUCCAGGCAAAGCCGAUUUAUCUGGCAUGACUGGGAAUACUCAGUCGCUUGUGUCUCGUAUUAAUCAAUCAGUUAUCUUUACUGUCAAUGAAGAGGGUGCAGAGGCAGCUGGAGCCUCUCCUACAGCGGUAGUAGAUGGGACUCACCCUGAGAUUAAAGUGAAUAGGGAUUUCUUUUUUGUGGUGAAACAUAAAGAAACUGGCAUCAUGCUUUUUUUGGGCAUGAUUUCUGAGCCUAAGUGGCCGGGGCUGCCAUAA